CACUGACUCGAACCGUUUCGCGCGGCCGCACCAACCACAUUAUGAGUCACAAAGCGAUAACGGUCGAACAUCUUGAGCUCCACCUUUAUUUUCGCUCUCACGUUCUUCGAGGCAGAACGACAUUAGCGUUUUUGUAAUUCUAAUAAGGGUAAGUAUUUUAAAUAAUCGACAAUGAUCCGUUUCUGUUCUGACGGUCAUAGCGCAUGCGCAUUCAAUUGAACCGUCCCUCCCACAACGGCUAAAAUGUAUUGAAAUAUUUGUCUGUUAAUUUGAACAUAAGAAUUGAGACAAGAAUUGAAUUAAAAGAGUUAACAUGUUAAAUACGUGUAGGCUAAGAAUACGCAAAAACGUUACAACAGGCGUCAGUUUAUUCGGUGUAAGUUAACUUGUACAAUUUUGUUUAGAUGGACCAGGGGGCUGUUUAACAGUUAGAAGUGCCGACAAACGAAACAAUAAAUUGCUCUGGAUUUACAACCCAUGUCCAUUAUGAAGGACAAAGGGGUUUUUGAGCUUUCACAAGAGCUCUUGAUACAUCUUACGUUUACCAAACAGAAGAUCCAAUUCAGCAACACUGUUUCCAAAACAUACACAGUCGAGCUGACAUUCUUGACAAAUAAUGUUUGUGAUGUUUCUGACAAGCAACAACUCUUCUUCAGGCUAUAUCAGAUGAGCAGCGUAUUGUUGUAAUGCUUCUUAUGUGUGUAUAAAACACAUUUCAUGGUGGUUUAUGUACAUGUUAUUUAUAGUUGCGAUUAUGUACGGGGCUGUUGAAUGCUUCAUUCUGAUUGGCUGACGAACGUUCGACGGGUGUGCAUUAUUUUUCAGUUAAACGCACACCUAUGAAGUAGUUCCAGAUUUGUCGACCGAAUUACAGUUCCAUAUCACUGCGCCCAGUUUAACUUAAAUGUAGCCUACUGUCCACCAGUGAAUACGUAUCUAACAACAGACAAAGUGACAGGCAAAUUCCAUUGUCUGAGAAGAAAUAACUUAAUAUUUAUGGACAGCAUGAACAUUUGAACAACAAAGGCGAGAGCACUGUACAGGACUGUUCAGACGAAAAACUAAAGCUUAUAUCAAAGGUAACGGCAAACUACAUGACACAAUGAGCAGGUUAAAGAUAAAACACGAAGCACAUAAAUAACAAAAACAACAUCUUAAAUUCGUCUGUGGAAUAGGUAAACGGGACUUAAAACACACAGCAGGAUGCUUUCUAUGCCACUGAGAGAACCGCAGCUGGCGCAGAAACCUCCGUGUCACUUUUUUCUCUUAAUACUUUUCUUAUACGACAGGGGUGUUAAAUACGACGAAAACAAAUCAAAUAUAGAUACUUGUCUUUUCACUCUCAGUGAAGCAAACGCGUGUGCAUGUGCACUUUCUGUCUUCCUCUCGCUCUCGGAAAACUGCAUAUGCAGGCUCAAGCAACGCCUUUAGAUGAGAUGCGUAAGAAAUUAGUCCUACCAGCAAGUGCAUUCCGGGACAAAUACCAUACAAAUGUCUUGAGAUAAAACAUCGUAACAACGUCUUGUGGUAUCGGAACAACGUCUUGUGGUGUUGUGACCGGGGUAUAAGCGGAAUAAUUGACUCCGGUCCUUUCAAUUAUCGAAAGUUAAUGCACACCCGAGGUGUAACGGCCACGACGCGAAGUGUGUGCAUUAACUUUCGAUAAUUGAACGGCCCGUCGUCAAUUAUUCCUUACAUAUUGAUUGAUAACUAUAUCUGCUUAAACAAAUUAUAUCACAUUAUUUGAAACAUCCAGUCUUUAAAAAUACCAUAUGAAAAUGUAUUUUAAUGCUGCAGCACCGUCUCUACCGUCGGUGAUCCAUAUCUUUCACAUUGGAAACACUUUAAAAUAAUGUUGUAUUUGUUUAACAUGAGUUAUUGCUCAUGUUAUUCCGGGUCUUGGGGGUACUAAGAGACGGUGUCCCAUGGAGACUUGUGUUUAUAGAAACCAAACUGUACACUGACUCUCUUCACAUUCACACUCUGCACAUGAUGAUGGACUCCGUGAAUGAAUCUAACUCAAUAAACCAACUGCAGGAGCAAAUUCGCACUUUAACGGAUGAGAAGGCACAGUUGCGUGACCGAAAUGAAGCGCUGUUCAGUAAGCUCGGCUCGGUCCAAAACAAACUUGGUCAGCAGUCUGCUUCAAAGAGCGAUCUGUCUGUCAAACUGGUCCAGUGUGAAGAAGAAAAGCUAAAGAUCUCAAAAGAUCUGGUGGAUGUGCGGAUUGAAUCCAAUAAAAUGAGAGAGCAGUAUGAAGCGGAGAUCUUUGAGCUAAAAAACAUGGUUUUGUCUCUGGAAGGCACGAUCUCAUCUCUUCAGACGGAGCGAGAUCGUGUCGGAUGGGAAGUGUCAGCAACAUCAGCACGUUUAGAAGUGAUGGAGAGAACUGAGCGUGACCUGGCCGAAGAGCUUGCGGUGUUAAAGAGCAAGUUCCGGUCGUUGAGCGCCGCUUAUGAAAGAGAGCAUGCACACUCUGAAGAGCUCAGCGAAGAGCUGCUCGCCCUCGCUCACACGCACGACACCCUCCUGCAGGAGAGAGAGAGAACACACAGACACACGCUAGAGGUGGAGAAGGUUCGAGCACUCCUCAUUAGGGCGUCCCAGAACAGAAUCAGACCAGAGGAAUUUGAACAGAGCAAUGACCCACUGAUGAGAAAUGACGUGCACAACAUCAUGAAAGACGAGCUAGAGAAGCUUAAGAAAAGUUACGAAGAGCAACAACGACAACUAGAAGAUAAAGUUGUUGCUUUGGGAAAGGAGCAGCAAGAAAAUAAAAAAGCCAUUCAAUAUACUCGACACAAACUCACUGAGCAGUCUGCUACCUUGAUGAUUUCUCAACACCAGCUGAAGGAAUCCGAGGCAGAGCUCUCUAAAGUACAGAACCAUCUGAAGACACUCAACCGAGAAUACAGAGCUCGACUCGCACGCUACAUACAGGACGUCACAGAGUGUGUGACCGCAGUAGGUGUUGGCGACACAAGACAGAAGUUGAAGGGGUUUGUUGAGUCAAUGCUGGAGGAGAUGAAAGCAUCAUAUCGCUCCAGAGAGGAACAGCUCACCAGAGCGGUCCGAACAUCUCGUAAACGUAUACAGGGUCUAAACAACACGUAUCAGAGACUGCUCAUCGCUUACAGGGAGCAACGUGAGCAGAUCUUGGCACUGCCAGGUCACGCUUUAGAUGCCGGACCCCCAGAGUCCCACUUCAGUCCAGCGGGUUCCGAGCUGAGAGGAGAGACAGAGAGAGAAUUACAGAGACUGAGAGAUGACAAAGCUCGACUGGAGAGCCAACUCACACAGGCUCAAGAACAGAUGGCAGUGUUGUCAGAGUCUCAGAGAUCAGGAUUGACCCAAGAGGCCUGGAAUGAUAUUAAAAAACAGCUCACAGAAAUGACAAACACCACACAGGAUGCUCAAGAGCGAGAGCGCACCCAGCUCAUCACCAGGGCGACUGUUGCCGAGGAGCAGUUGUCUGAGUUGAAGGAGUAUGUGGACAACCACCUGGGCAGGUACAAGCUGGAGAUAACGCUUCUGCGCAGACGUCUGGGAUCAAACAGCGCAGGAGUCUGUAAGCCCCGCCCUCUCCAUACAUCAAUCAAAAACAGCAGUUAUGAGAUAUAGUGCAAUGUGGUACAUAAGUCCCGCCCCUUUACCAAUCAAAACGACAACAUAUUAUAAAAUAUUAUAACAACAAAUAUAUGAUAAAUCAAUACAUUUUAUUCUGAUGAUACUUAAUAAACAGACAAUAUGUAAGAUCAUGUAAAUGUGUUAAGGUUGAUUUUGUUCUUCAUUUUGGGGGACAGGUCUUUUUUUUUAACACAACCUGUGGUGUCAAUAUUGUAAAAAGUGUAAUGCAAAUAAGUUGAAUGAAUAAAUGUAUGGUGAAACUUGAUCGACAUGUCUAGACAUU
Molecule: messenger RNA, 3910 nt
Organism: Triplophysa rosa
Lineage: Eukaryota; Metazoa; Chordata; Actinopteri; Cypriniformes; Nemacheilidae
Gene: ccdc78
Product: coiled-coil domain containing 78
Exons: 14
Coding region: 1885-3621 (578 amino acids)
Cellular component (GO): cytoplasm
Source: RefSeq, a predicted model, not a curated record